AUGAAAGCCACACUUAUACUAUUAAUUGCAAGCUUGUCCUCCAUGGCUGUCUCCAAAAACGUGUACAACAUUCAUGAACACAAUGAAGAGGGGCAAGCAGCAAACGAUAAAAGGGAUGCCAAAAAUGUUCCAAAUUUAGAAUACUUGAAACAUCUGCUGGAAAAUGAGAAAAGAGAAGCAGAGCCAAAGAACGUGAUCAAUUUACAGGCUUUGCAAAACGGUGUCAAUGACGAAGCAAAUGAGAAACGUGACGCCAAAAACACUCCGAAUUUAGUUGAUUUGGGUAACAAGUUUUUACACGAAGAGUCUGAUGACGCCGUAGCCAAAAGAAAGAACACAUUCAGGAUCUCUGACUUCAUUCAUGAGGACAGUCAUGAUAAAAGAGAGGCAAAGAACGUAUUCGAUAUAGCCAAGUAUGCAGAUUUAUCCAACAAGAAGCGUGACGGGCAGGAAAUUUUAAACAUUCCUCACGAAGCAGAAGAUACGUCCAGCUUGGUGUUCACAUUUGACUCCGCUGACUGCUACAACAACUUGUUGCAAUCGAUUUUGCCACAAUUGAAGUCGGUUUCCAUUUUUGCUGGCUACAUUCGUGAUAAUGUGGAUCUCAACUCGAGAACCGAGUCAUUAGAUUCAAACAUGUUGAUUGUUUGUCCGACUGAUGAUGCAAUCGAAAACAAACUUUCCAACUUGAAACCGUGGGAGUUCCCUACACUGUUGGAAGAUGGUUCAACCGAGCAGGAACAAGACAAGAUUUUACAAAGCAAUUUACAAAAUUAUUUGGAUGGGCACGUGGUCACUGAUUUCCAAGAUAAAAUACACAUUGAAGAUGGUGAUGAAAAGAUUGUUAUUUCUAAGUUGAAUAAUGGUGAAUUGUUGGAGAUCAAGCAAGAUGCACCUAGCCAAUCCUUCUCAGUUAGGGUACCAAAGCAAAAGAAUUGGAUCUCGGUCACAACCGUUAGACAAGUGGAGAAUGGAUUUGUUUUUGUAAUUGAUGAUUCGUUGGUCAAGCCUUGA
Messenger RNA from Lodderomyces theae, 1014 nucleotides. RefSeq lists its product as uncharacterized. The record is from RefSeq and is a predicted model, not a curated record. The coding region runs from base 1 to 1014 and encodes 337 amino acids. The transcript has a single exon. NCBI's taxonomy places the organism in Eukaryota, Fungi, Ascomycota, Pichiomycetes, Serinales, Debaryomycetaceae.